CGCCUUGGCCACACAACAUAACACCACCACCAACUUCUCCAGUCUCCUAUCGCUCGCUCCCCACUGAAGAUCAUGGCCAAUCCAUCCCAUCGCUCCCCAUCUCCACGCUUGCUUGCGGCGGUUCUCGUAGCAGUACUUGUGCUUCUCUCGGCAGAUCGAGUCCAUGUAGCAGAAGCGGUGACGUGCGCCGCCACGGAGCUGAGCUCGUGCCUGUCCGCGAUCACGUCCUCCGCGGCCCCAUCAGCUCUGUGCUGUAGCAAGCUGCGAGAGCAGAGGCCGUGCCUCUGCGGGUACAUCAAGGAUCCAAAUCUCCAACAGUACGUCACCUCUCCCAACGCCAAACGAGUCGCUCGCACCUGCGGCGUCACGUACCCGACAUGCUAGUGUCCGGUACCCGGAAGCUCCCAUAUUCGAUGCCGAGAGAAUGCGAAAAUAAGAACGAGUAUGGUACUCUAGUUAAAUCAUUUGAAAUAAAGAAACAAGCAAGAUUGCUGGAAUAAUCAUAUUGCAAUGACAUGAUGUUGCCGUGACCUAUAUAGUUGUGCCCUAUGAAGUUGAAGAGAUGAACUCUUAUUUAGUGUUC
This is a messenger RNA of Syzygium oleosum, 583 nucleotides long. Its product is annotated as non-specific lipid-transfer protein 2-like. Gene Ontology annotation, biological process: lipid transport. The record is from RefSeq and is a predicted model, not a curated record. NCBI's taxonomy places the organism in Eukaryota, Viridiplantae, Streptophyta, Magnoliopsida, Myrtales, Myrtaceae. Bases 73 to 384 code for a protein of 103 amino acids. The transcript has a single exon.